AUGGCUGUCACUGGCCCAACCCCUUUCCGACGCAUCAGUGCAAAGGCACCCGUCGAGGAAAUCCUCCAAAUGUUCCACGAAGAUGGCGGGAUUGUGGUGGAGGGUUUCUUCACACAAGAGGCAAUGGCCAAAAUAAACAAAGAUGCGGAUCCUGAGCUAGCCAAAUUCAAACCUGGCACGCACCGAGAUCUUGGGGAUGACGCAGUUUUGACCGAAUUCCACGGUUCUAAUACUCGCCGAUUCAGCAGCCUACCUACUAUUAGCAAAACCUUUCGCGAUGAGGUCCUUAACGACGACCUGCUGCACCAGAUUUGCGAGGCAGUCUUCCGGAAGGAACAUGGCGACUACUGGUUAUGCACGUCACAGAUCAUCGAAAUUGGUCCUCAAAGCAAGGCUCAAGCUCUCCAUCGUGAUACCUGCCAGUUUCCCGUAUUGACAAAGCUGGGUCCCCGAAUGGGCAAUGUUCAGAUCAGUUUCUUCACCGCAUUGACUGAUUUUACUGCUGAAAAUGGCGCCACUCGUGGCAUUCCCAAGAGCCACCUGAUGGAGGACUACACGGACUGGGGCCGAGACGAGGAUGCUGUUCCCGCUAUUAUGAAGACUGGCGAUGUGUUUUUAUUCACAGGAAGCCUUUGCCACGGUGGUGGUGAGAACCGUACUAAGGACGUCUUCCGUCGCGGAAUCUCCCUGUGCAUCCAGGCUAGCUUCCUGACACCGGAGGAAUGCUAUACGCUUGUGAUUCCCCGUGAUGUUGUGGAGAGCAUGACGCCAUUGGCACAGAAAAUGUUAGGCUGGCGCUCUCAGUACGCCAGCCAAGGAGGUGGGUUAUGGCAGCACGAUUUUGCCGAUAUUGCCGACCAUAUUGGACUAAAGUCCAACCAAUCUCUGAAAAGUAAGGUGGGAAAUUAG
This is a messenger RNA of Botrytis fragariae, 909 nucleotides long. RefSeq names its product putative phytanoyl- dioxygenase protein. The coding region runs from base 1 to 909 and encodes 302 amino acids. NCBI's taxonomy places the organism in Eukaryota, Fungi, Ascomycota, Leotiomycetes, Helotiales, Sclerotiniaceae. The record is from RefSeq and is a predicted model, not a curated record. The transcript has a single exon.